This is a messenger RNA of Chanos chanos (milkfish), 3537 nucleotides long. RefSeq names its product protein tyrosine kinase 2aa (gene ptk2aa). The transcript is spliced from 33 exons. Gene Ontology annotation, molecular function: protein tyrosine kinase activity; ATP binding. Lineage: Eukaryota; Metazoa; Chordata; Actinopteri; Gonorynchiformes; Chanidae. Gene Ontology annotation, biological process: protein phosphorylation; signal complex assembly. Gene Ontology annotation, cellular component: cytoskeleton; focal adhesion. The record is from RefSeq and is a predicted model, not a curated record. The coding region runs from base 205 to 3396 and encodes 1063 amino acids.
UGGAGUGUGGCGAGUGAAGGAAAAGCGCUCCUAAAACCUAUCAACUUCACCUUUACUGGAAUUUAAUCACUCGACAGCACAGCAAUAGUGAGAGAAGAGAAGCCCCUGACAGACAGAUACCGCGACUGGGAGUGAAGUAAAGCGAAUAUUUCAAGAAUAUCCUAUUACACAGAAUAUGACAGACACCUAGCACACAGCAAAGGGAUGGCGACCGCAUAUCUGGAACCCAAUAUGAACCACGCCCUGGGUGGAGGGGCGAAAUCACGCCUCAGCACGGGGACGGAGCGCACCCCCGGAGCUCCAGACAGAGUCCUGAAGGUGUACCACCACUUCGAGAGCGACAGCGAACACAGCACGUGGUCCAGCAACAUCCGACACGGAGACGCCACGGACGUGCGGGGCAUCAUUCAGAAGAUCGUGGACAUCCAUAAGGUGAAAUGCGUGGCGUGUUUCGGGCUCCGCCUCAGUAACGUGCAGUCGGGCGAGGUUCACUGGCUCCACCCAGAUAUGGGCGUGUCCCACGUGAGGGAGAAGUAUGAGCAGAACAAGCCUCAAGAUGAGUGGAGGUAUGAAUUGCGGAUCCGCUACCUGCCAAAGGGCUUCCUGAAUCAGUUUAGUGAAGACAAACCGACGCUGAACUACUUCUAUCAGCAGGUGAAGAGUGACUACAUGUUAGAAAUCGCAGAUCAUGUGGAACAGGAAAUAGCCCUAAAGCUUGGAUGUCUGGAGAUCCGGAGAUUUUUUAGAGAGAUGAGGGGAAACGCCUUGGAUAAGAAAUCUAAUUAUGAACUGUUAGAGAAAGACGUGGGCCUCCGAAGAUUCUUCCCCAAGAGCCUGUUAGACUCUGUCAAGGCUAAAGCGCUGCGGAAACUCAUACAGCAGACGUUUAAACAGUUCGCCAACAUGAACGACGAGCAGAGUAUCCUCAAGUUCUUCGAAAUCCUGUCCCCUAUUUACAGAUUUGAUAAGGAGUGUUUUAAAUGCGCCCUGGGGUCGAGUUGGGUGAUAUCAGUGGAGCUGGCCAUAGGGCCAGAAGAGGGCAUCAGUUACCUGACUGAUAAAGGAUCAACACCCACCCACCUGGCCAACUUCACGCAGGUCCAGACCAUCCAGUACUCCAAUGUGGAGGAGAAGGAGAGGAAGGGCAUGCUGCAGCUGGAUGUGGCCGGGGCAGCGGAGCCUCUCACAGUCACUACACAGUCUUUCACUACGGCGGAGAACAUGGCUGACCUCAUUGACGGAUACUGUCGCUUGGUCAACGGUGCCACCCAGUCCUUUAUCGUCCGACCUCAGAAAGAGGGAGAGAGAGCGCUUCCAUCGAUUCCAAAACUGGCAAACAAUGAGAAGCGACUAGAGAGCGUUCGCGCUGGAGUCCGUGCCAUAUCGGUAUCAGACGAUGCUAGCGGGGAUGAAACGGACGACUACGCUGAGAUUAUAGAUGAGGAGGACACCUACACCAUGCCCUCCACGCGGGACUACGAGAUCCAGAGAGAUCGUAUCGAGCUGGGACGCUGUAUCGGAGAGGGACAGUUUGGAGAUGUUCAUCAGGGAGUCUACAGCAGUGCGGAGAAUCCCUCUUUGUCUGUGGCCAUUAAAACCUGUAAGAACUGCACGUCAGACAGCGUGAGAGAGAAGUUUCUACAGGAGGCUUUGACGAUGAGGCAGUUUGACCAUCCACACAUCGUGAAGCUGAUUGGUGUGAUCACCGAGAACCCGGUUUGGAUCAUUAUGGAGCUGUGUACUCUGGGCGAGUUAAGAUCAUUUUUACAAGUGAGAAAGCACAGCCUUGAUUUGGCGACACUAAUUCUCUUCGCCUACCAGCUAAGCACAGCUCUGGCAUACCUGGAGAGUAAGCGCUUUGUUCACAGGGACAUUGCUGCCAGAAACGUGCUGGUAUCAUCCACAGACUGUGUGAAGUUGGGGGAUUUCGGCUUGUCUCGUUACAUGGAGGACAGCUCUUACUAUAAAGCUUCCAAAGGGAAACUGCCAAUCAAAUGGAUGGCACCAGAAUCAAUCAACUUCCGGCGUUUUACCUCCGCCAGUGACGUCUGGAUGUUUGGUGUGUGUAUGUGGGAAAUCCUGAUGUAUGGGAUCAAGCCCUUCCAGGGUGUCAAGAACAACGACGUGAUUGGCCGGAUCGAAAACGGCGAGCGAUUGGCCAUGCCUCCCAACUGCCCGCCCACUCUGUACAGCCUGAUGACUAAAUGCUGGGCCUACGACCCCAGCAAGAGACCCCGUUUCACCGAGCUCAAGACUCAACUCAGCACUAUUCUGGAGGAGGAGAAGAUUCAGCAGGAGGAGAGGCUAAGGAUGGAGAUGAGGAGACAGGUUACGGUAUCCUGGGACUCAGGAGGUGCAGACGAGGCUCCGCCCAAACCCAGCAGACCUGGUUAUCCCAGUCCACGGUCCAGUGAAGGAUUCCACCCCAGUCCACAACAUGCCAGCCAGCACAACCAUUACCAGGUGGCUGGUUACCCGGGCCCUCAUGGUAUGCCCACCUCCAUGCCCAGUGCUGGGUACCCCCCCCAGGCCUCUGUCCUCGAUCCCCACGAGCCCUGGAACCACCACCGGCCGGGAGACAUGUCCAUGUGGUCCGCCAACAUGGAGGAUGGUGGUGCUGUGGACAUGCGGGGGCUUACUCAGGCCCUGCCUCCACACCUGAUGGAGGAGCGACUGAUGAUGCAGCAGCAGCAGAUGGAGGAGGACCAGAGGUGGCUGGAACAGGAGGAGAGUUUCCUGAAGCCUGAAUCGAGGAACUCCAGAGGAAGCAUUGACCGAGAGGAUGGUGGACUCCAGGGCCCGACGGGAAACCAAAAUAUAUACCAGCCUGUGGGAAAAGCAGAGCAUGUUGCUCCUCCGAAGAAGCCCCCUCGUCCCGGCGCCCCGGGGCAUCUUGGGAGUUUGGCCAGCCUGAAUCCUGUGGACAGCUACAACGAGGGCGUUAAGAUUCAGCCUCAGGAGAUCAGCCCUCCACCGACGGCGAAUUUGGACCGUUCCAACGACAAAGUGUAUGAGAAUGUGACAGGGUUGGUGAAGGCUGUCAUUGAGAUGUCCAGUAAAAUCCAGCCCGCCCCUCCCGAGGAGUACGUUCCCAUGGUGAAGGAAGUGGGCCUGGCUCUGAGAACCCUGUUGGCCACAGUGGAUGAGACAAUCCCUGUGUUACCAGCCAGCACACACAGAGAGAUUGAGAUGGCUCAGAAGCUGUUGAACUCAGACCUGGCGGAGCUGAUUAACAAAAUGAAGCUGGCCCAGCAGUACGUGCUGACCAGCCUACAGCAGGACUACAAGAAACAGAUGCUGACGGCCGCGCACGCCCUCGCCGUGGACGCCAAAAACCUGCUGGACGUCAUCGACCAGGCCCGACUGAAGAUGAUCGCCCAGUCACGGACACACUAACUGAACCCUCUGGGAUUGGCUGGUUCACCAGAGAAGCUCACACAGCAGGGGAGGGGCUAGGGCUGGGACUACGGGAUGAUGUCAUAAUACAAUCAGUGACGACGGAAUCCUUGUACAGAACUCUCAAUGUUAAGAGAACAC